This is a messenger RNA of Cornus florida, 4398 nucleotides long. RefSeq names its product mediator of RNA polymerase II transcription subunit 33A. The transcript has 12 exons. Lineage: Eukaryota; Viridiplantae; Streptophyta; Magnoliopsida; Cornales; Cornaceae. Gene Ontology annotation, biological process: regulation of phenylpropanoid metabolic process. Bases 133 to 4119 code for a protein of 1328 amino acids. Gene Ontology annotation, cellular component: mediator complex. The record is from RefSeq and is a predicted model, not a curated record.
UGAUUUGACUUUCACAUUCCAGAGCAACAUUGCAAAGAGAAAAGAAUCAUCAGCAAUAACCAACCAAAACUUCCACUCUUCCCAUUAACUCUAUCCGCCAAAUAGUUGUCUCUCUCCACAUAUGACCCAUUAAUGGCGGUGUCCUUCCAGAGCAGUCUAUGGGACGGUGUGGUGGAGCUGACAAAGGCGGCCCAAGACAGGGGCAGUGAGCCUCUGUCGUGGGCAAUUCAGCUUUCUUCGAAUUUGAGCUCCGCUGGGGUAUCUCUGCCAUCAGUUGAGCUCGCAAACCUUUUGGUCUCCCACAUUUGCUGGGACAACAACGUACCCAUUGCGUGGAAAUUUCUGGAGAAGGCGUUGAUGGUCAAGAUUGUGCCUCCUAUGCUCAUCCUCGCUCUGCUUUCCACCAGGGUUAUUCCAAAUCGACAUUCUCGGCCGGCAGCAUUUAGGCUUUAUAUGGAACUCCUCAAGAGACAUGCUCUCAAUAUGAAAUCUCAUAUAAAUGGGCCGGAUUAUCAAAAGGUCAUGAAUUCAAUAGACAAUGUUCUUCAUCUAUCUCAGAUAUUUGGUGUGCGAGCAAGUGAACCUGGCAUUCUUGCAGUUGAAUUUAUUUUUUCAAUUGUUUGGCAGUUGCUUGACGCAUCAUUAGAUGAUGAAGGGUUGCUGGAACUAACCCCAGAAAGGAAAUCUAGAUGGGAAACUCAUCCUCAAGAUAUGGAACUAGACGGUCAUGAUAGUUAUGAUGAGAAGAGGAUUGAGCAUCGAGAAAGAUUACAGAAUAUAAAUACUGUGGUGGCCAUAGAGUUAGUGGGGCAAUUUCUGCAAAAUAAAGUAACUUCCAGGAUUCUUUACUUGGCACGCCGAAACAUGCCCACGCAUUGGGGAUUAUUCGUCCAGCAAAUACAGCUGCUUGUAGAGAAUUCAUCAGCAUUAAGAAAUUCAAAAGUUAUGACUCCAGAGGCUCUUUUACAGUUGAUAUCAGAUACUCACAAAGUUUUGUCUCAAAAAUGUAAAACAAGUUCACUGCAGGAGUUUAAUGCGGUUAUGGCUUCUGGGUCUCCGGCUCAUUCUGCUCGUCUUUGUCAUGGUGCUAGUUGUUCUGCUCUUUGGCUUCCUCUUGAUCUUUUUUUAGAAGAUGCAAUGGAUGGGUCACAAGUUACUGAAACAAGUGCAAUUGAAAUUAUUACUGGUUUGAUGAAGGCCCUUCAAGCAAUUAAUAGCACCACCUGGCAUGAGACCUUUUUAGGGCUUUGGAUGGCAGCUCUACGUCUUGUUCAAAGGGAAAGGGAUCCAAUUGAGGGUCCUGUGCCUCGCCUUGAUACUCGCUUGUGCAUGUUAUUGUCUAUCACAACUCUUGUGAUUGCUGAUCUUAUUGAGGAAGAGGAAGAUGCCCCAAUUGAUGGGGGAGAAUGCUUCUCCACCAAUCACUGGAAGGAAAAACAGGUUCCUGGGAAGCGUCGUAUGGAUUUGGUCUCUAGCUUACAGAGUUUGGGCGAUUAUCAGGGCUUGCUGACUCCACCUCAAGCAGUAGUUUCUGCGGCCAAUCAGGCUGCUGCGAAAGCAAUGAUGCUUGUUUCAGGAAUCAAUGUUGGUAGUGCGUAUUUUGAGUGCAUCAGCAUGAAAGACAUGCCAAUCAACUGCUCUGGAAACAUGCGACAUUUGAUAGUCGAGGCUUGUAUUGCCAGAAAUUUACUUGACACAUCAGCAUAUUAUUGGCCAGGCUACGUGAAUGGACGCAUCAACCAAAUACCUCAUAGUGUGCCCGCUCAAAUGCCUGAUUGGUCAUCAUUUAUGAAGGGGGCCCCACUUACUCCACUAAUGAUAAAUGCUUUAGUCUCAGCACCUGCUUCAAGCUUAGCAGAGCUCAAGAAAGUAUUUGAACUUGCAGUCGAAGGAUCAGAAGAUGAGAAGAUAGCUGCUGCUACCAUUCUUUGUGGGGCCUCUCUAAUUUGUGGUUGGAAUAUACAGGAGCACACUGUUUAUUUUAUUACUAGACUAUUGUCUCCGCCGGUUCCUGCAGAUUAUUCUGGGAGUGACAGCCAUUUGAUACGUUAUGCUCCAAUGCUGAAUGUUCUCCUUGUUGGAAUAGCACCUGUUGACUGUGUUCAGAUUUUCUCUCUACAUGGCUUGGUUCCGCAACUUGCAGGUUCAUUAAUGCCUAUCUGUGAGGUAUUUGGUUCAUGUGUGCCCAAUGUUUCGUGGACUCUUACCACAGGGGAAGAGAUCUCUGCCCAUGCUGUGUUCUCGAAUGCUUUCGCACUUCUUCUAAAGCUGUGGAGGUUUAAUCAUCCACCUCUUGAACAUCGAGUAGGAGACGUACCCCCAGUCGGAUCCAUAUUCACUCCUGAAUACCUGCUAUUAGUACGAAACUCCCACCUAGUAUCUUCCGGAAAUGUCCACAAGGAUCGAAAUAAAGCGAGACUCUCAGCUGUUGUAAAUUCAUCAUCUCCAGAACCCAUUUUUGUGGAUUCGUUUCCAAAAUUGAAAGUAUGGUAUCGGCAACAUCAAGCUUGUAUAGCUUCAACCCUUUCUGGUCUUGUUCAUGGGACCCCCGUUCAUCAGACUGUGGAUGGGCUUCUUAACAUGAUGUUCAGAAGGAUUAGUAGAGGAACCCAGUCUUUGACUUCUGUGACAUCUGGAAGUAGUACUUCGUCCGGAGCUGGAAAUGAAGAUACCUGUUUAAGACCUACAUUACCAGCAUGGGAUGUCCUCGAAGCUGUUCCUUUUGUUGUUGAUGCCGCUCUAACAGCCUGUGCUCAUGGCAGGCUGUCUCCUCGUGAACUGUGUACAGGGCUUAAAGAUUUAGCUGAUUAUCUUCCUGCAUCUUUGGCAACCAUUGUAAUUUACUUCUCAGCUGAAGUAACUCGGGGCGUUUGGAAACCAGUAUUUAUGAACGGCACAGAUUGGCCAAGCCCUGCUGCAAAUCUCUCCAAUGUUGAGGAACAGAUCAAGAAAAUCUUAGCUGCCACUGGUGUUGAUGUCCCAAGCCUUGUUGCAGGGGGAAGUUUUCCAGCUACCCUUCCACUGCCCUUGGCUGCAUUUGUGAGUCUCACCAUAACCUAUAAACUUGAUAAAGCCUCACAACGAUUUCUCAAUCUCGCUGGGCCAGCAUUGGAGACCCUUGCGGCAGGUUGCCCAUGGCCAUGCAUGCCGAUUGUGGCUUCUUUAUGGACCCAAAAGGCAAAGCGCUGGAGCGAUUUCCUUGUCUUCUCUGCCUCAAGGACUGUCUUCCUCCACAACAAUGAUGCAGUGGUGCAACUUCUCAAAAGCUGCUUCACUGCAACACUUGGUUUAAAUGCCAGCCCUAUCUCAAGCAAUGGAGGUGUUGGAGCACUUCUUGGCCAUGGAUUUGGAUCCCAUUUCUGUGGUGGGAUUUCUCCCGUUGCACCAGGAAUUUUAUAUCUCCGAGUUUACCGGUCCAUAAGAGAGAUCAUGUUCUUAAAGGAAGAGAUAGUUUCUCUCUUGAUGCAUUCUGUGAGGGACAUAGUAUGUAGUGGGCUUUCUGAAGAGAGUUUGGAGAAGCUCCAGAAAGCAAAAAUUGGAAUGAGAUAUGGGCAGGUUUCACUUGCUAAAGCAAUGACUAGGGUGAAACUUGCUGCUUCACUUGGAGCUUCUUUAGUAUGGUUAUCUGGUGGCUUGGGGCUAGUUCAGUCGUUGAUUAAGGAAAACUUACCUUCUUGGUUUAUAUCUGUUCACAGGUCUGAGCAAGAUGACGGUUCAGGAGGUCUGGUUGCAAUGCUUGGGGGAUAUGCACUCGCUUACUUUGCCGUGCUGUGUGGAGCUUUUGCAUGGGGCGUGGAUUCAUCAUCACCAUCAUCAUCAUCAAAGCGGUGUCCAAAGAUCCUUCGGAGCCACAUGGAAUUCCUAGCAAGUGCUCUUGAUGGGAAGAUAUCACUAGGUUGUGAUCAGGCCACUUGGCAUGCCUAUGUGUCGGGGUUUGUGAGCCUAAUGGUAGGUUGCGCACCAAGUUGGGUAUUGGAGGUGGAUGUGGAGGUGUUGAAGAGACUGAGCAGAGGGCUGAGGCAAUGGAAUGAGGAGGAACUUGCUCAUGCUUUAUUAGGGGCCGGUGGGGUUGGCACGAUGGGUGAAGCUGCAGAAAUGAUCCUUCAAUAUGAAUUAUAGUCUCUCUCAGCAUCCAAAAUUUUGUAGGUUGAUAAUUUUAUUUUUAGAACUAUACUUAGUUUUCAUGCAGGAUAAGUUGUUGUGAAGAAUGUAGGGUACUAAAAUAUAUAUUUUUAGUUGAAAAUUUCAGUUGGGGAAUGGAAAGUUCUAUUCAAAUGGGUUCAGUUAAUGUAACUUAGGCUCUACUAUAAUAACGAACUUUGUAAUUUGGUACUGUAAUUGCUCUUAACCAGGUUGUGUACCAACUUUGUUUUAUAGUAAUUUGAAUUUUCCGAAGCA